This is a messenger RNA of Conger conger (European conger), 4125 nucleotides long. Its product is annotated as immunoglobulin-like domain-containing receptor 2. NCBI's taxonomy places the organism in Eukaryota, Metazoa, Chordata, Actinopteri, Anguilliformes, Congridae. The record is from RefSeq and is a predicted model, not a curated record. Bases 79 to 1971 code for a protein of 630 amino acids. The transcript is spliced from 10 exons. Gene Ontology annotation, biological process: pancreas development. Gene Ontology annotation, cellular component: membrane.
GCGGUUUUAGGAAUGAGGCCAAAGCAGGACGGAGGGGAUUGAAGACCAACUCCAAAUGCAUACAUUAUUACUGGGGAAAUGGAUUCUUUACUGAUACGAUGGAUUCCCUUGGUCUUGGUUACAGUGUCCAGGUGCGACGGCGUGCAGGUGUCGGUUCGCGGGGAGAGGAAGUUCGCCAUGCUCUUCCAGGAAGUGACCCUGCAGUGCCAGUACUCCAGCCACUCCACGCAGAUGCCGGUGGUGCAGUGGUGGUACAAGUCGUACUGCCGCGACCGCACCAAAGACUCCUUCACCUUCACCGAGGACCUGGUGCGCACGGGCUCUGAGCUCGGCUCCACCUCCAACCUGGACUGCUCCGACUCCGCCCGCACCGUGCGUCCUGUCGCCUCCGGGCAGGGCUCCUCCCUCACCCUGGCUGAGCACUACAAGGGCCGCGACAUCGCCAUCAUCAACAAGGCUGACCUCCGUAUUGGCCAGCUGAUGUGGGGAGACAGCGGUGUGUACUUCUGCAAGGUGAUCAUCUCUGAUGACGUCGAGGGCAAGAGCGAGGACAAAGUGGAGUUACUGGUGUUGGGAAUGACAGGUGUGCAGAACGAUCUCCUGCCUGAGUUCGAUGUAAAGAUCAUGGAAGAGUGGGUGUUUGUGACCGUGGUGAUCCUGGGCGGUUUCUGCUUCCUCCUGCUGGUGGGGAUCUGCUGGUGCCAGUGCUGCCCCCACUCCUGCUGCUGCUACGUGCCCUGCUGCUGCUGCCCCGACACCUGCUGCUGCCCCCGCCACUUGUAUGAGGCAGGGAAGGCGGUGAAGGGAAGCCAUUAUCCUCCCAUGGGCAUGUACCCCCCAUACUACAUCCCCCAAGUUCCCACCAUGGUGCCUGCUGCCCCCUCCACCAUAAUAGCAGCCCCCAAGAUGACCCCCACUCCGCCCAUGGAGAACAACAUUGUAGGAGUGCAUGCUGGGUACCGACUCCCGGCCAAUAAGGAACAGGACUCUAUGAAGGUGGUGUGCCACGUAGAGAAGGAGCUUGCCCAGUUCGAGCCCGCCCACAGAUCCUGCCACCAAUCCAGCAGUAUGUCGGAGCUGAGCUCGCUCCACGAGGGCGACUUGGACUUCCGGCAGACCUACCGCCAGGUCCAGAGGAAAGCCAUGCCCGCCAUCUCUGACCACGACGGCCCACUGGACGACCUGCGCACCGCCUCCACCUCCCACACCCGCCGCUCCACCCGCCACCCUCACCGAGGCAGCCGAGAGGAUGAGCCGCAGAGCAGGUGGAACUCGCGCUCAGAGCACCUGCAGAGGAAGGUGUUCCGGGCGAACAGCCACACGGGCUCUCUGGACGAGCUGGAGGAGUUUGCUCACACGUACCACCAGCGGGGGCGGCGGGGGGAGUUUCGGGACGGCAGGCGGGACUACGAGCUGGAGCUGCAGGAGCGCGAGCACACCCCCCCGUUCCGGGACGGGCCCCCCGAGGCCUGGCUGGAGCACCAGCAGCCCGAACCCUACAGGAAGGAGCGGGGUCGGGAGCGGGAGCGGGAGCGGGACUGGGGCCGGCCCCCUCCCUCGCCCCGGAAGCGUCGCGACACGGGCGAAAGCGAGCGUGCGGCCCGGGGGGGCCCCGCCUACGACGACGCCUUCCUCAACAGCGUCCUGGAGCGCAAGGCCCGGGGCCGCGGCGGCCGGGGGGGCGAGGAGGACAGUUUCCAUAGCGACACACCCUCCAAGGCCAGCUCCAAGAAGAGCAGCGACUGCUACCUCAGCAGGUCGCCUAGCAACCGGCCCGAGGAGGAGGACCCGCUGCCCCCCUACUGCGAAUUGGAGGCUGAGCGGUAUCGCACCGCCGAGCCUGUGCCCCGCCCCUUCUGCUACACCCGCCCAAACCAGAGUGUGUCCCACACUCUGCCAGAGCACAGGGACGAACACGGGAAGCCCCGGAAAGUGAACACUCUCCUAAGCAGAGAUUCUCUCAUAGUGUGAACUUCGGAGAACAGGAGACCCACGUUGGCUCUGCCAGUCACAGAGCGUACUGGACAUGCAGGAAGUAUCAAUCAAUCAACAAGCAGACUGCUCAGGCAUUAUUAAUCAAUCAACAAAGUGAAGAAGCACUACAUAUGAAUUUACAAACUGACUGGACAGACAUAAUGCAUCAGUCAAUGAGCCUAUGGACAAUGAAGCCAUGGUUUUUAGGGACAAUGUACUUCCUUGUUCAGGAGAGUAUAUGAACCUCUCUGUGAUCCUGCCUUAUCAGUGUCUCCUUAAGACCACUACUGUUACACAUCCGCAGCUUGAGAUCUGUUUACAGUAUUCCUACCUAGAAUUCCUUGUCCUGCGGGAGGUGGACAGUGUGAUGGGUAAUGUAGUCUAGUGCCAAAAGUUAUAGCGUCCAAGUGGUCCAAUUUCAAAACACAUUAAAAAGUAUGUGUGGUUUUGUGCCUGAAGACAGAAAAGUGUGUAUGAGUGUGGCUUUGCGUCUGAAGACAGAAAAGUGUGUAUGAGUGUAGCUUUGCGUCUGAAGACAUAAAAGUGUGUAUGAGUGUGGCUUUGCAUCUGAAGACAGAAAAGUGUGUAUGAGUGUGGCUUUGCGUCAGCAGACAGUUUGGUGACUAAUAUUGACCUGUUAGCCAGGUCACUGCUCUUUCAUAAAAUUUUAAUCAUUACAGUCAUGCGCACAAUGUCAUCCCUGCCACUUGGUGUGUGCCUGGUCUUGUUUUAGGGCAGAGAGGUUGCCUGAAGUGUGCUUCCCCACCCUGUACCCCAAACCCCCCAGAGCCUGCCACAGGGCUGUGGAUAAAGAUGCUCUUCAGCUGAGUGAAUGCCACCCUGCCUACUUCUGCACCCUGUAACCCUGCAACCCUGUAACCCGGCAACGCUGACCGCAUGAGAGCCAGCCGCACAGUGUCAGUCAUUCUCGGUGAUGUGCCUGCAUGACCCCUUCAGACUCCUCCCACUGUUCACCUAUUUCAGCCAACCCAGGAGAGGAUCAGGAAAUGGCUCUGUCUCAAACUGCAGAAAUGCUGCCUUCUUAGAAAGGCAUCGACUGCCAUCCUAUUCGAAAGCAGAAAACGUAUGCCUUCUCAGGUGCCUUUAUUUGGACAAUUUUGAGGGCAGCAUGCGUGUAUCCUUCACCGGGUAGGAUAUCCUGGUCAGUCUUUGUGAUUACAUCAGGCUUCUUACUGUAAAAAUAGUAAUGUGGCUGAAAACAGUGGCGGAUUUUGCACAGACCUGUAAAAUAGCUCAUCCACAAGUCCAAGUAUACAGCGAGCUUGAUAUUUUGUUCCAAUUAUAUAUUUUUUAAACUACAUUUUAAUUGCUUAACAUACUGAAAUCCUGUGAGCUUUCCAUGAACUUGGCAGCUAAACUGCUUGUAAUCACGUCACUUUGACUCUGACGUUUUCCUGCCUUCAAAGUGCGUCUGACAUUAGUGCUGCCUAAGCACUUCCAAACACUCCUUUGAAGGACAGUGACUAAUCAGGCAUCAAGGCAACAAGGCAUCAAGGCCACAGCCUUCAGUUUGAGACACAGCCUCUUAUUUGUGCAGGAUACGGGGACAAAUGAGAAGGGCCCCCUUUAGCUCUGCCCCUGAUCCAACCUUCAGUAAAUUACAUCACAUAACAUUACCUUUCAUCUAGGCAUUUAGCAGAGACCCUUCUCCAGACCGAAUAACACAAUUACAUCCAGCAUGUUCACACAAUCCAUUCAUAUUGUUGGAUGUUUUUAAUGAAGUACUGUGACCAGCACAGCUGCAGCUCUCCAGCUGGGUAAUGAACCCAUAACCUUUGUAAUACAAGCCCCAUUUCCAGAUCAUUCUACUACCCAAUCAACUCAGCCCCCCCUUCUUUUUCACGCCUCCCUGUGCCCUGCUAACCCUACUGUGGACACAACAGAAAUCUUUUUAAUCCAGUGUUAGUACUGCACAUUCUGAUUCAGAUCCUUCAAUGGCCUGGCCCUGGUACAGUAUAAGUAUAUUCCCAUUCUGUGUUUGUUUUAUCCAUUAUUGCGCAAGGGAUGUUGAGUCACCAAGCGGAACAUUUGUUUGACUGUAAUUUUUUCACUCUUCUUGCUGUAUUUUACUUUUUUUACUGUCCUCCUUGUUUUGGUUUUGAUAUAAACAUCGUCUCCUCUACAAAGUCA